AUGUGGAAGUCUGUAGUAGGACAUGAUGUAUCUGUUUCCGUGGAGACCCAGGGUGAUGACUGGGACACAGACCCUGACUUUGUGAAUGAUAUCUCCGAGAAGGAACAACGGUGGGGAGCCAAGACCAUCGAGGGCUCUGGACGCACAGAGCAUAUCAACAUCCACCUGCUGAGGAACAAAGUAUCAGAGGAGCAUGAUAUUCUCAAGAAGAAAGAGAUGGAGUCAGGACCCAAAGCAUCUCAUGGCUAUGGAGGUCGGUUUGGAGUGGAAAAAGACCGAAUGGACAAGAGUGCCGUGGGCCAUGAGUAUGUUGCUGAGGUGGAGAAGCACUCUUCUCAGACUGAUGCUGCCAGAGGCUUUGGGGGCAAAUAUGGAGUUGAGAAGGACAGGGCAGACAAGUCAGCAGUUGGUUUUGAUUACAAAGGAGAAGUGGAGAAACACACAUCUCAGAAAGAUUAUUCUCGUGGCUUUGGUGGCCGUUAUGGCAUAGAGAAGGAUAAACGGGACAAGGCAGCUCUCGGAUAUGACUACAAGGGAGAGACAGAGAAACAUGAAUCCCAGAAAGAUUAUGCCAAGGGCUUUGGCGGGCAGUAUGGCAUCCAAAAGGACCGUGUGGAUAAGAGUGCUGUUGGCUUCAAUGAAAUGGAGGCCCCAACCACAGCUUACAAGAAGACGACACCCAUAGAGGCUGCUUCUAGUGGUGCCCGUGGGCUGAAGGCAAAAUUUGAGUCCAUGGCAGAGGAGAAGAGGAAGCAGGAGGAAGAGGAGAAGGCACAACAGAUGGCCAGACAGCAACAGGAGAGAAAGGCCUUGGUAAAGAUGAGCCAUGAGGCUCAACAACCAGUGGCCACUAGGGAAGAGCCGGCGGUGCCAGCCCCAUUGCCUAAGAAAAUCUCCUCAGAGGCCUGGCCUCCAGCAGGGAGUUAUCCAUCAUCAGAGCCUGAGCCUGUGAGAACCAAUAGGGAACAACCGGUACCUGCCCUGCCCCCAAGGCAGGAUCCUCCAGAGGACAAUGAGGAGGCCCCAGCUCUGCCCCCCAGGACUCCAGAAGUCUUCCAGCUGCAGGAAGAGCCAGUGUAUGAAGCAGCACCUGAGCCCGAGCCUGAGCCUGAACCUGAGCCUGAGAAUGACUACGAGGAUGUUGAGGAGAUAGACAGACAUGAGCAGGAUGAGGAAGCAGAGGCGGACUAUGAGGAUGUGCUUGAGCCUGAGGAUCCCUCUUUUUCCUCCACUUUGGCUGGAUCAUCAGGCCACCCAGCUGGGGCUGGAGCUGGGAUCUCAGCUGUAGCCCUGUAUGAUUACCAAGGAGAGGGAAGUGAUGAGAUUUCCUUUGACCCAGAUGAUGUCAUCACUGACAUUGAGAUGGUGGACGAGGGAUGGUGGCGGGGACGUUGCCAUGGCCACUUUGGACUCUUCCCUGCAAAUUAUGUCAAGCUCCUCCAGUAA
Rangifer tarandus platyrhynchus (Svalbard reindeer) is the source of this 1446-nucleotide messenger RNA. Lineage: Eukaryota; Metazoa; Chordata; Mammalia; Artiodactyla; Cervidae. The record is from the annotation of a GenBank genome assembly.